Messenger RNA from Bradysia coprophila, 916 nucleotides. RefSeq lists its product as uncharacterized. Lineage: Eukaryota; Metazoa; Arthropoda; Insecta; Diptera; Sciaridae. The record is from RefSeq and is a predicted model, not a curated record.
UAUAUAAACCAGAUCACCCAGUUAGAUGGUCAUCAUAUCGCAUCAAGUCAUAGCGUAAAGAAGUGUAAAGAAGGAUUAUUUUCGUAAACUAAAUACCACCAGCAUUUAACUAAAAAUGGCUGUUCUACAAUACUGUGUUGUUCUCGCCCUGUGCUUUUUAUCACUAACAUCAUGUGCACCAUCACCACUAUUUUUCGGACAUAAACAUCAACACGUCGUCAUUCAUGUUCCCUACAACGUUCACACCGUUCAUCAUCAUCAUGUUGAAAAGGUUCCAAUCUACAAACACAUACCGGUUUACAAGCACAUUCCUGUCUACAAAGAGGUACAUGUGCCGGUCGUUAAGGAAGUGCAUGUACCUGUUCAUGUGCCGGAAUACAAGGGAUGGAGCAGCUCAGGCUGGUGGUAAAAUUGUUUCGUUCACCAAAAGUAGGAUAACGAAGAAAUACAACGAUCACAGCAUAUAAGACUCGAAAUGUGGAACGACUGAUUUUUCCGAUAAUGAACACAAGUUUGAAAAAUAUUUCCUAAAAAGCUUACUACUCCAUCAGUCUUCCUUAACAUUACCGUGUUGUGUGCGUAUACCAAUUAAAUAUUCUUCGGUCUACAUUGUGUAAAUAAGUUAUAAAUUUAGUGUGUAGUCGUAAGGUGUGUUAUAUGUAUUAUUAGUCUGAACGAUCAUAGGUAAUCUGUUACAAGAAGUUUCCGAUUAAGAUAGAAUUGGGCAACCUUUUGCAGACAGCUGUUAUGCGAUGAACUCUGAAUGUUAAAAAUAAGAAAGUGGAGGAACUUGUUUGUAUCAACCCAUUGGAAAUGUUGCCAUCAAAAAAUGUAAAAGAUACGAUAAUUGUUAUCUUAAGGUCAUGGAUGCUGUCUGUGAAAGGUUAAACAGAUCUUUGUAAAAAGAAUACGAAAA